Sorex fumeus (smoky shrew) is the source of this 4116-nucleotide messenger RNA. RefSeq names its product glypican 4 (gene GPC4). The transcript is spliced from 9 exons. The record is from RefSeq and is a predicted model, not a curated record. Gene Ontology annotation, biological process: regulation of protein localization to membrane; regulation of signal transduction; cell migration. Gene Ontology annotation, cellular component: cell surface; plasma membrane; synapse. The coding region runs from base 525 to 2216 and encodes 563 amino acids. NCBI's taxonomy places the organism in Eukaryota, Metazoa, Chordata, Mammalia, Eulipotyphla, Soricidae.
CGCGCGGCCGACGGCAGAGCGAGCCGAGCAGAUCCGCGCCGGGCAGCCCCGCAGCGCGCAGCGAGCACCCGCCCGCCGCCGCCGCCGCCGCCGCCGCCCAUUCCCUGCGCGGUCCCCGCGGCGCCUGCCACCUUCCCCCGCGUCCCGAUCUUGCCGGCCAGCCCCGCUCGGCCGCUUCGCUGCUCCCGCGGAGCCCCGAGAUCCAUCCCCCCUUCCCCGGCUCGCGCCUCGGCUCUCCAGGCGCGCCACUUCCACGCCCUCCUCCUCCUCCUCUUCUUCGUCCUCCUCCUCCUCUUCCUCCACCCCGGCGCCUGGCACCGGGGGACCGUUGCCCGCCGCCGCUCGAGGCCCAGCUCCACUUUUCAGCCCCUUGUCUCCUUCUCCUUCUCCUCCUCCUCCUCCUCCGUCUUCUCUCCUCCUUCUCCGACUCCUCCCCGCGCGUCCCCCCCUCCCGGAGUCGGGCGCCCGCCACUUGCCCGUCCCGUCCCCACGAAGCUUGGGAGCGCGUCCGCCUGGCCCGCACCAUGGCACGGUUUGGCAUGCCCACGUUUCUCUGCGCCCUGGCCGUGCUCAGCGCCGCGCUGCUGGCCGCCGAGCUCAAGUCGAAAAGUUGUUCGGAAGUGCGACGCCUCUACGUGUCCAAAGGCUUCGACAAGGACGAUGCCCCCACGCAUGAGAUCAACGGUGAUCAUUUGAAAAUCUGUUCCCGGGAUUACACCUGCUGCUCUCAAGAGAUGGAAGAGAAGUACACCCUGCAAAGUAAAGAUGAUUUCAAAAGUGUUGUCAGUGAGCAGUGCAAUCAUUUGCAAGCGGUCUUUGCUUCCCGUUACAAGAAGUUUGAUGAAUUCUUCAAAGAGCUCCUUGAAAAUGCAGAGAAAUCCCUGAAUGACAUGUUUGUGAAGACAUAUGGCCGCUUAUACAUGCAAAAUUCGGAGCUAUUUAAAGAUCUCUUCGAUGAGUUGAAGCGCUACUAUGUGGCAGGAAAUGUAAACCUGGAAGAAAUGCUAAAUGACUUCUGGGCGCGCCUUCUGGAGCGGAUGUUCCGCCUAGUGAACUCCCAGUACCAUUUUACAGAUGAGUAUCUGGAAUGCGUGAGCAAGUACACUGAGCAGCUGAAGCCCUUUGGAGAUGUCCCACGCAAGCUGAAGUUGCAGGUUACCCGCGCCUUUGUAGCGGCUCGCACUUUUGCUCAAGGCUUGGCAGUCGCCAGAGAUGUAGUGGGCAAAGUCUCUGUGGUAACCCCCACUAAUGAGUGUACCCAGGCCCUGUUGAAGAUGCUCUACUGCUCCCAUUGCCAAGGUUUCGUGACUGUGAAGCCAUGUUACAACUACUGCUCAAACAUCAUGAGAGGCUGUUUGGCCAACCAAGGAGACCUUGAUUAUGAGUGGAACAAUUUCAUAGACGCAAUGCUCAUGGUGGCGGAGAGACUCGAGGGGCCUUUCAAUAUCGAAUCGGUCAUGGAUCCCAUCGAUGUGAAGAUUUCAGAUGCUAUUAUGAACAUGCAGGAGAAUAGUGUGCAGGUGUCUCAGAAGGUUUUCCAGGGCUGUGGACCCCCCAAGCCUGUCCCAGCUGGCCGGAUUUCCCGUUCCGCCUCUGAAGGAGCUGCCUACAGUACAUUUAGUGCCUUUAGUGCUCGUUUCCGACCAUACCACCCCGAGGAACGCCCAACCACAGCAGCUGGCACGAGCUUGGACCGACUGGUAACGGAUGUCAAGGAGAAACUGAAGCAGGCCAAGAAGUUCUGGUCAUCUCUUCCUAGCAACAUGUGCAAUGAUGAGCGGAUGGCUGCGGGAAAUGGCAACGAGGAUGAUUGCUGGAAUGGCAAAGGCAGAAGCAGGUACCUGUUUGCAGUGACCAGCAAUGGAUUAGCCAACCAGGGCAAUAAUCCAGAGGUUCGUGUGGACACCAGCAAGCCUGAUGUCCUGAUCCUGCGCCAAAUCAUGGCUCUGCGGGUGAUGACCAGUAAGAUGAAGAAUGCUUACAACGGGAACGACGUGGACUUCUUUGAUAUCAGUGAUGAAAGCAGUGGAGAAGGAAGCGGAAGUGGAUGUGAGUAUCAGCAGUGCCCUUCGGAGUUGGAGUACAACGCGACUGACCACUCCGGGAAAAGUGCCAGCGACAAAGCCAACGGUGCGGGUCCCCGUGCUGGGGCCCAGCCCUACCUGCUCACUGGGUUGUGCAUCUUGCUCCUGCUUAUGCAAAGAGAGUGGAGAUAAUUCUCCCCAUUAGAGCAAGAGUGUUCAUCAUCCAAAAGUUACAAAGGCACCGGUUAUCGUUUUUAUACCAUCGUAGUGACUUUGCUUUUUCAAUGAAUGGACAACGAUGUACAGUUUUUACUAUGUGGCCACUGGUUUUAAAAAUUGCUGACUUGAUUUUUUUUUGCAUUCAGUUUUGGGGGACGGGGAGAGGACUUGGAUGUAAAAUCAGUUCUCCCCCCAUGGUCCCCCGAAUCCUGUUCAACGUGGCUAACAAUGUAGGUACAGAACUGUAGUUAGUUGUGCAUUUGUGAUUUUAUCAUUCUAUUGUUUGUUGUAUUUUCUUGUUGUUUGUGGGGAUUUUUUUCUGCAGUUAUGAUCUCACCUUGUUUCUCCCAAGAAAACCAGGGUCCUUUCUUGGCAUGUAACAUGUACGUAUUGCUGAAAUAUUAAAUAGCUGUACAGAAGCAGGUUUUAUUUAUCAUGUUAUCUUAUUAAAAGAAAAAGCCCAACAAGCAAGUAACAUUUCCAUGUAUCCCUGUUUGAGUUGCCUUACCUAAAGAAAAGCUGAGGUGAUUGGGGUUUUUAUUUGUAAGCUAGGACAGAAUGUGAAGAAACAAGGAGGCUUCCAGGCCACUUGUCAGGUUAUAUUCAAGCAUCAACACAGAAAGGUCAUAGCUACUCUCUGGAAGAGACUACAGAUACCCCAUUUUGGUUGACUGGGACUGCCGAAACCAAGAUCAUGUAUUGGUCCAUCUCUGAACCCACUAAAACUUAACCCAUUUCAAAGAACUGUCUUGAUCCAUUCUCCCUAGGAAGGUAUGUAAGGCAUUCAUAAUGUCAUUUUUAUCACAUGUUCACAUUUAGUUUGGGAGUGGAUUUUUUGGAUUGGUUUGGUUUUUUUGAGGUGUGUGUGUGUUGGGGGGGGGGUGAUUUUGUUUUGAAUCCAGGCACAUUAGCAAGCCACUGUGUGCCGAUCUUUGUGUCCACACAACCAUUAUUUGAAUUGUUAUCCCCGUGGCACAAAGAUGCCAUUCACAAACUCCUAUGGCUCUCUCUUUACAACGUUCCACAUUUCAAACCCUGCUAUAGCAUAAGGGCUAGCCAGAAUUGGGGUCCCAAGCCUGGGCUCAGGGAGGAGCUGCCUAUCCUCAAGUCUAGUUUUGUUGUCAGGGCGUGUGUAUUUUAUUUGGUUUUGGGAUCCCAGGUUUUCCCAAGAGAUUAUAUAUAAGGGUGUCUUUUUUUUUUGGUCCUUUUUCCCCCAGACCCCUAGGAUCAAAAUAGCAAAGGAUUUGUAGUACUUCUUAUUGGGGUCCCGCCCCAUGACUCAAGCCUAUUUGAAGAAUAGGGUGCCCCCCCUUAUCAUCUGUUGUUUUCUUUGGGGUGGUAGGAGUAGGUAAAGUGGAGAAGAUUGUAUCUUAGGGGUGAGUCAGAACGACACAAAGACCAGUAUCUGUUGUCCCAGGCCAAAGAAAAAAAAAAGACCUCAGACCUUUUGGAAGUUUAUCCGCAUCUCUCUACCACAUGACAGCUCACAAACCUAUGGGAAUGGAAGGAAUCGGUUUCAAAGGCAUUCCCCCAAAGUUUUCAGAAAUUCAAAGAAAAAAAUCUGCAAGUCUCUUCCGGCUUUAGAUUGCUGUUAAGAUCCCAAGUGGUUCUCCAGCAGCUAAGACCCAUAGAGAAGUCCUUUGUGUUCCUGUUCAAUCUUCAGUUGUAAGAAUAAUUCUCUAUUUUUAUAUUGAAACAUGAUUACUUGAUAGCUCAGGGUCUACAUUUCAUUCACCUUUUUACACCAAAUUCUUCAGAUGGUCAACAUGGAGUUAUCGGGGGGCGGGGGGACUGUUGUGAACAGAGGCUUAAUUUUAUUAGAAGUAGCCAGUUAUUUAUUAAAGCAUGAUGUUAAUAAAAUAGGCAUAUUCUG